Messenger RNA from Trichomycterus rosablanca, 3685 nucleotides. RefSeq names its product leucine rich repeat containing 4.2 (gene lrrc4.2). The coding region runs from base 267 to 2213 and encodes 648 amino acids. The record is from RefSeq and is a predicted model, not a curated record. The transcript has 2 exons. Gene Ontology annotation, biological process: excitatory synapse assembly; modulation of chemical synaptic transmission; postsynaptic density protein 95 clustering. Lineage: Eukaryota; Metazoa; Chordata; Actinopteri; Siluriformes; Trichomycteridae. Gene Ontology annotation, cellular component: glutamatergic synapse; plasma membrane; postsynaptic density membrane. Gene Ontology annotation, molecular function: protein binding.
GGAAUUUAAAGGAGCCUUUUCGGCAAAGCUGUCUUUAGCCCAGUUUACUUCUGUCUAAAAAUAAGUGGUUGAAAACGUUCUAAAGGUCUCGCUAAAUUGUUAGCAGGCUUAUGAAGAUCGAAAGGGGAUGUUCAACUGAUCACUCCGAACUAAUGACCACCAUCCUGCACUGUCGAUGGAAAACAGAAGCAGUGUCUUGCUCAAACCAGGGUAGGGCCGCUGUCCUCCGUUCCCGAGCCGAAUCCCCACACGAUGUUGAAUUAUGAAUGCGCCACAUCAUGACUCUCUUGUGGCAGGUAACUGUGCACUGGAACGCAGCCCUGCUCUGUGCAGUCUACCUCAUGGUGCGAGCGUGGAGUGUGUGCGCCGCCCCCACCGGACCACAGAACUGCCCAGCUGUCUGCUCUUGCAGUAACCAGUUCAGCAAGGUGGUGUGUACCAGACGGGGCCUGGUCCGAGUGCCUCCUGGCAUCCCUGUUAACACUCGGCAUCUCAACCUCAUGGAGAACAGCAUUGAGGUAAUCCAGGCUGACACCUUUCGACACCUCCACCAUCUGGAGGUGCUGCAGCUCGGCAGGAACUCCAUCCGGCAAAUUGAGGUAGGGGCCUUCAAUGGCCUCACCAAUCUCAACACCCUGGAGCUGUUUGAUAACAGGUUGACCGUAAUCCCAAGUGGCGCUUUCGAGUACUUGUCUAAGCUGCGGGAAUUAUGGCUCAGGAACAACCCGAUUGAAAGCAUCCCGUCCUAUGCAUUUAAUCGUGUCCCCUCACUCAUGCGUCUGGAUUUGGGAGAACUGAAGAAACUGGAGUAUAUUUCAGAAGGUGCAUUCGAGGGAUUAUACAACUUGAAAUACCUAAACCUUGGAAUGUGUAAUCUACUUGAGAUGCCUGUCCUCUCCCCAUUGGUGGGGCUGGAGGAACUAGAGAUGUCAGAAAACUAUUUUCCAGAAAUCAAACCUGGAUCCUUUAGAGGUCUAAAAUCCUUAAAAAAGCUCUGGAUUAUGAACUCAAAAAUUACCACCAUUGAGAGAAAUGCUUUUGAUGAUGUCACAGCCUUGGUUGAACUUAACCUGGCCCAUAAUAACCUUAGCUCUUUACCCCAUGACCUUUUUGCACCAUUGAGUUACCUGGUGGAGCUGCACUUGCACCAUAACCCAUGGCGGUGUGACUGCGAUGUCGUGUGGCUGGCCUGGUGGCUAAGAGAGUACAUCCCUACCAACUCUACAUGUUGCGGCCGCUGCCACAGCCCGGCCCAUCUGCGAGGGCGCUACCUGGUAGAGGUGGACCAAACCACCUUCCAGUGCUCUGCUCCUUUUAUCCUGGAUGCUCCACGUGACCUUAACAUCUCUGCAGAGCGAGUCGCUGAGCUUAAAUGUCGCACAGCUCCCAUGUCGUCUGUCAGAUGGCUCCUGCCCAAUGGAACAGUCCUGACCCACGGCUCAAACCAUCCAAGGAUAUACGUCAUCAAUGAUGGAACCCUAAACUUCUCAAACGUGCUGACGUCCGACACAGGCGUGUACACUUGCAUGGUAACAAACAUGGCUGGAAACUCGAAUGCAUCAGCCUACCUGAAUGUGAGCGCGGCCGAGCUUAACACCUCCGAGCACCUGAGCUACUUUACCACCGUUACUGUGGAGAUAGUAGAGCCCACGUCAGAGGAGGUCGUCAAGCCUAAGACGGUCACGGCUUCGCCUUCCGUCUUCCAGCCCGUGUUUAUCUCAACUCCAACUGUGCUGCUGCAAACACCCAGACAGGUUAGCGUGCCAACCAUUCGAGAAACAGAACGCCCACCUGCCAAUCUAGACGAGGUAAUGAAGACUACUAAGAUUAUCAUUGGCUGCUUUGUUGCCGUCACGCUGCUUGCCGCGGUCAUGCUGAUCGCGUUCUACAAGCUGCGCAAGCGCCACCAACAGAGGAGCACGGUGGCAGCUGACAGGACUAUGGAGCUCUUUCAAAUGGAGGAGAAUGUUCCUCCUGCCACUUCAGGGACUACUUUACCAGGAGAUGGUGGGAUGGUGCUAGAGAGAUUGAGCUUGAGAGAUCGAAACAACACCUGCAAGUCCAGCUACAAGCCGGUGCACUCUGCUCAGUGGACAGAAAACAGCAUUGGAAACUCUCUGCAUCGCCCCCGGCCCACCACCAUCAGCACCAUUCCGGAAACCUUCCUGAACAAAACUCACACCAAGGAGAAGGUACAGGAAACUCAGAUCUAAAAACCUAAAUCCUUCUCGUCCUUUUUUUUCUGUUCCUCAUACAAAACAUGCAAUAGAAUGCACAAAGGAAAGACAGCGAUUACUUUUGUACUCAGUGCAAAAUGGGACUGUUUUUCUUGUACAUGCUUAUAUAUAAUUAUAUAAAUAUAUAAAUUAAUGAAAUAUGGGAUGACGAGAUGCAGAUUAUAUAAAACGAAUUUAAACUAUUUUCUAAUGUUAACUUCUAUUUAAGAUGGCAUACAUCGAGAAAAUGACACUACGCUGCAUAGGAGGAUGGAUUUGUCUCAAAAUGGGUAGUGGGUGGUUUUUACACCAUGCGGUCGCUAUCGAUGAUCCUGUAAGUGUCCCGAAAUGUAUCUUUACAGGUUUAAGUACUUUGAAUUUGUAAUGUGCCAAAUGUUUUAUUAAAUUUCAGCUUAAGAAGUAAAAAAUAUUGCAAACAAAUGUCCUGAGUUUGAAGCCCCAGUAGCUAUCAGCCACAUGGAUUAUACUGAAGGAUUAAUUCCAAAUUUGCUGAAUAACCACAUGGGAAAUCCCCAGCGCUGAAUUGACACCAGUGUUGUCAGACACUGAUGUUGGAAAUGAUUCAAUACUGAAGAUUUUCUGUGUUAUUUGUUUAUUAUCAGUCUGUUUUAUGUGUUUUAAUCAGCCCCCAUUCUAUGUAGGUUUUUUGUAGGUUUUUAUUUAUCCUUUUGAUCCUAUUGAUCACAUUUCCUUAUCAUUUUAAGAUCCCUGAUGGUAUUAUAGGAAUGGAGUCACUUUAGGGCUAAACUAUAGUUAACAUUUCAACAGUUGCCUCAGAUCAGUAGUGUAAGGGCUGACCAGGACGUGCAGAGACAGUCGACAGUGUGAUGCAUUAUUAACAUGACUGCUUACGACUUUUCUUUCUUGAGAAUGUGUGAACUCUAGGCUGUCCACUAUGGUGAACAUUCAAACCGUGAAUUUCCUUUGUUCUUUAUUUUGAGCAACACUAUUUUUAUGAGGAGGUUACAACAAUAAAACAUUUGGUUUGUAUUUCUCUAAUGAGAACCUUUCGCUCUGGCCUUUUCUUCACCUGCAGAAACUGCAUGUCCUUGUACAGUUGGAAGGAAACCGUGUGGAUCAUCGUUUCAUGGUCGAAGCUGUGGAUUUGUUGAUUUUUUUUAUAAUGAUGAUUCACACAAUGAUAAUGAUUCACAUUUAGUCCCAGAUUAAAGGGUUUGUGAAAAAAACUGUGGUUAAUUGGUAGAAGCUUCUUUGAUACAUUUCCUGAUGAUCAUGCACAUGACAUGUUUGCACACUAUGGGUGUGUUUGAAAAUCUAGUGAGCUCUCUACAUCUCUGCAUUUUACGUCAUCCUACGCUCGCUCCCGAGAAGGAGGCUGUUAGAAAUCCUAGAUGUCUUAAUAUCCUCACUAGUAAGGUAUCUUAAAAUUUCAACUGUAUUUUGACUGAAUAAAGAGGGAGCAUCCAAUGCUGUCUUAGCAGUGAAGG